Messenger RNA from Cutaneotrichosporon oleaginosum, 851 nucleotides. RefSeq lists its product as uncharacterized. Lineage: Eukaryota; Fungi; Basidiomycota; Tremellomycetes; Trichosporonales; Trichosporonaceae. The record is from RefSeq and is a predicted model, not a curated record.
CUGCUCAGCACACUACAUUCCCGUCCAUCCCGUCCACACAUACAUCUGCCUUCCCGGAUCUGUUCUCGCUCGGGCCGACGAGCAUAUUGGUAGCGCAACGAGAGACGAGGAUUGACAUGGCGGAAUGUUCACGACGACAGAUCCGCCGAAGCGCACGUGCCGUGCCUCUUGUCCGCCACCUCAGCCCAGGCGUACUUCGCAUGCAAACGCCGCGGGACACCAGCUGAUCCAUCGAGCGGCCCAUGCACACGCCACUGUUUCGCAUGUUCGCACGAUCGCGCGAUCGCACAAUCACGCACGCACCGUGCAUGACGCUCACGCUCACGUGUCACUGCCACGCUACAGGCACUCACGUGGUGUGGCCGAAGCUUAACAUGGUAUCGGCGGAUUGGCGGACUGGCGGACUGGCCGAUCGGCGGGUCGGCGGGUCGGCGGGUCCGCGGACGGAUCCGCGGAAACACCGAGAUUGCGUGAAAGCCGCGGCAUGGCCAGCAGACCGCAGACACUUCCGGGCGCCAAGCCAGCUCCGAGGCCUGCAUCCGCUACGUCCCACUACCCGUACAACCAGGCUACAACAGUGCGCUCCACAACCAAUCCCGACAACUACUGCGAUCCCAGAUCUCGUGCGCGAAAAAUCCCUUCGUUUCUGUCCUGUCCUAUCCUGUCUUGUCCGUAGUGCGUAAAGUGUUCAAACCGAGUCCUGUACCGCGGGCUUGCGUUCGACGUCCUCGACGUGCAUGCUGUCGUACUUUGUGUCCAUGUCGACGUGGAGGCCGUUGACGGCGCCCGUGGCCUCGCGCAUCGGCUCGUCGUCUUCGCCCGCGUCUGUGAGGCUGAUCCCGUGCUUGCGC